GUAAUUUAAUUCGUAAACAAAGUGAUAAAAAAAACGCAAAUAAAUCCGCGAGCCGCUGAGUUUUACUGAUUCGGUCUAAUUGAUAUUGAUAAACAGUGUUUAUAGUACGUUAAUUGCUUGAAUACUUAAUAUUAUAUUAGUUAUAUAUUACAAUAAUUAGUGAGUGUUAAAAACCAAUCAAUAGAAUGGGCAACAUACACACCGUAGGUCCUAAUGAGGCGCUGAUUGUUUCAGGUGGCUGUUUCGGUUCAACUCAAAAACGAACGAUCGUCGGUGGCUGGGCAUGGGCGUGGUGUUUUGUCACAGACGUACAACGUAUAUCCCUGGAGGUUAUGACUCUUAAUCCCAUGUGUGAGUACGUGGAGACGGCCCAAGGUGUUCCACUGACGGUGACAGGUGUCGCCCAAUGCAAGAUAAUGAACGAAGACGAGCUUUUAACUACUGCCUGCGAACAGUUCCUUGGCAAAUCGGUGAAGGAGAUCAAAAUGACAAUCCUCCAAACUCUGGAGGGACACCUACGAGCAAUACUGGGAACUCUUACAGUAGAAGAGGUGUACAAGGACAGAGACCAGUUCGCUGGUCUGGUGCGCGAAGUGGCGGCUCCAGACGUCGGUCGGAUGGGCAUCGAGAUCCUCUCGUUCACGAUCAAGGACGUCUACGAUGACGUGCAGUACUUGGCCAGCUUGGGCAAGGCGCAGACGGCGGUUGUCAAAAGAGACGCGGAUAUUGGAGUAGCACAGGCCAAUAGAGAUGCUGGAAUACGGGAAGCCGAAUGCGAAAAGAACGCAAUGGAUGUGAAAUAUUCAAUGGACACGAGAAUCGAAGAUAACUCUAGGCUGUUCAAGCUGCAGAAGGCUCACUUCGAUCAGGAAGUCAAUACUGCUAAAGCCGAGGCCGCUUUAGCAUACGAAUUGCAGGCUGCGAAAAUCAAACAGAAGAUACGAAACGAAGAGAUUCAGAUCGAAGUCGUGGAGCGUCGCAAACAAAUUGAGGUGGAACAACAAGAGAUUCUACGCCGAGAGGAAGAGUUGAAGUCAACGGUUCGUUUGCCCGCUGAAGCAGAGGCGUACAGACUACAAGCUAUCGCAGAGGGUAAACGUACUGAAACAGUGGAGGCAGCCAAGGCUGACGCGGAACGUAUCAAGGUGCUUGGUCUAGCUGAGGCCACAGCUAUCGGGGACGUUGGUAAAGCUGAUGCUGAGAGGAUGUUGGCAAAGGCCAGGGUCUACAGGCAGUAUGGAAAUGCAGCCAUCAUGGCUUUGGUUCUUGAAGCUUUGCCAAAGAUUGCAGCCGAGGUAUCGGCUCCUCUAGCGCAGACAGAUGAAAUAGUCCUCGUUGGAGACAAUGGAGCAACUGGGGAAAUGGCCCGACUGGCUGGAGGCAUUCCACCCGCAGUACGAACACUUACUGGCCUGGAUAUUAACCAGGUGUUGAAGAGACUUCAUCCGAGUGCACCAGAUGCGUCUCCAUUGCCAGCAGCCAGUAAGAAGAAAGAAGUUGCAGCUUGCUAAAAUUUUUCGUAUGUCUAUACUGCACUGCACAAAGCAUUUUUAUUUAUUAAGUGAUUAUCGUACAAAAUAAUAGUACAGUAUUAAAUACUUUGAUUUCGAAUAAAUUUUAAUUCCAUUUAUUGUGCUAAGCGUGGAUUUUUUUUAAUUUCUUUAUGGCAAUAUUUUUGUAGGUAAAACGUCAAUCACUACUAUCAAACUCAAACUCAAAAUAACUUUAUUUAUUAGCUAAGUACACUUAUGAACGUUAACAGAAAAUAUGUUUAAUUGCUUCUAAAUUUACUACUAGUUCACAGGUCAAGGGUGUAAGGGGAAGAAGGGGACUCCCCCACUCUUUUUAAUAUCUAAGUUUUAAUACAAAUUGUUUGUAAGACAGUAUCCAUGAGUAUUUAUACUGACUACUCAAGUUAUUUUUUUCAGUAAAAAUAUAUGAUGUAGAUUGGGCUUAGAUACUUAUGGUAGUUUUUGUGUUAAUUUUUUUUUUAAUUGUAUGAAAAAGUCGAUAUCAUUUUUUUUUUUAAUUCACGCUUGGCACACUUAAGCAGUCUAUUUAAUAGAACAAAUUAUUUUUAUACAAUUUAUAUUCUUAAUAUAUUUUUCUCGUAGUUCUUAGAUACUGUAUAUGAACCAGUAGAUUUUGUACUGUUGUCUAAAGUGUUCUUAAGGCACUGCCUCUAAAAUUGAAUGUUAUUAUCACUGUGUGUUUAUGGAUUUUGAAUUGUCCUAGUGCCCGUAACAUAUCAGACCCGGUAGAUUGUUCAGUCUUUGCUGUGUAUGACGAAUUCUACCGAGUCAAAUAAGUAUGAGGCGUUGACAAGAGAAUUAUUUCUUGAAAUAAAGAGAUGUAACCCGAAACGGCCACGCUACUCUGUUACUCCCAAUAGUGAUAGCCAUAGCGAUAUCCAUAAGGAUAACGAAUGCGAUAUCAGUAUUAUAGACUUUGUGUUGCGCGGUCAUAACAUGAGCUCUUCGUUACUAUAUAUUCCUAUAUACUCCGGACUAUAUACUUCUUAAGGGAACUUCAGAGUCGCAAUAAGUGGGAUCUCUAUGUCAAAAAGUAUUAAAUUUUGACAUACGGAAGACAGUUUGGGCUAAGUCCCUGUAUACUGUCCCGUCAGCUCGUUAUAUUCCGGUGUAUUACUUAAAGUUCAGUUUCUAUCGUAGUUUUAUAGUAGUAGUAAAUUUUGUUUACCACAGAGCCAAGCCUUGCGCAGUCUAGCGCCAUUUCGGGUCUGUGUUCUGAAAUAGUGUUGCUAUAUUGAUUAUCUAAUUCUCUUUAUUUCAAUGAAUUUCUACGAUUAGUUGUGUGUUAUUUGUGCCAUAUAUUUAUGAAAUGUGUAAUUUUCGUAAUAAAGUGACUAUAUAUUAA
Messenger RNA from Pieris rapae (cabbage white), 2877 nucleotides. RefSeq names its product flotillin-2 (gene Flo2). NCBI's taxonomy places the organism in Eukaryota, Metazoa, Arthropoda, Insecta, Lepidoptera, Pieridae. Bases 186 to 1511 code for a protein of 441 amino acids. Gene Ontology annotation, biological process: protein localization to plasma membrane; regulation of myoblast differentiation. The record is from RefSeq and is a predicted model, not a curated record. The transcript is spliced from 10 exons. Gene Ontology annotation, cellular component: plasma membrane.